Molecule: messenger RNA, 1461 nt
Organism: Paramecium tetraurelia
Lineage: Eukaryota; Ciliophora; Oligohymenophorea; Peniculida; Parameciidae
Exons: 1
Biological process (GO): centrosome duplication
Molecular function (GO): zinc ion binding
Source: RefSeq, a predicted model, not a curated record
AUGAAAAUUUUUAAUAUCCUAAAAUAAUUGGAUUUGUUUGGAGCACAACUGUUUUAGAGAGUUGAUCAAGAUUCUUAAAUAUACAAAAGCAUAUUUGGAGGUAUAAUAUCCUUAUUGAUUUUUUCUUCAAGUUUAGCUUAUGCAUUUUGGGAAUUUUAUAGGUGGAAUACUUACUAAUUAAAUCCUAAAAUAUCUACAUCUCUUUACGCAUCUGAUUUCUCUUUGUUGGAUUAGAAUUAUGGAAUUAUUAAGAUUAAUUAUUGGAAAGACAAUAUUGAUGCAAUUGACCCUUUUGAGAAAAGAAUUCUAAUACCAAUGAUAAGUUACACUGAGAAUUAUAUUGUUGUAGACACCUAAAUAUUAAAGUUUUCAAAUGAAACUAGUUAUAAUGGAAAUUAGUUUCUGAUACCAUAAAUGAAACUUGGAUUUUCUUAAAUUAAUGGUUCUUUAAUGACGACAUCUGAGAUGUAUAUUUAUUUUGUUAAAUGUUCUGAAGAACUUUUGAGCGAAGAUGAAAAAUGUGCAUCUUAAGAUAUAAUUGACGAUUUUUUUAAAUAACCAUUAAACACAAUAGUGAUGCAAAUCCAUUACAAUUAAUUAAAUUCUAAAGAUGCAUCAAUUUAAUAGAGUGUUUAAGAGUUUUUAAUCUAAGUUGAAAAAGAAAGCUGCUAUACAUUGAAUACUUAUCUUCAAACUACAUAUUACGAUGUGAGAAAUUCGUUUCUUUUUGGUUAACCAAAUUAUUAUGAGUUUGUUAACGGAGUUUAAAUUUAACCUCAAACUAAUUCUGUUUCUUAUUGUAAAUAGGCAUUUGGUUAUGAAACUUAUUCUGUAAUUUAUAUCUAAAUGAAAGGGAAUCAGGUAAAGACUAUUUUGGAAUACCCAACUGUUGGGGAUAUAUUGGCAAAUAUUGGUUCAAUAGUAUCAGUGCUAUUUAUGGCAAGAUUUAUUAUAAAUUCAAUGAACUCUUACUUUUUACAUUAAUAGGUAAUACGAGAUCUAAUAUCAUUUUAUUAUCCUCAAUUCUAAGAUAUCAAAAUCAUUAGAAAUUGGAAAUUUUAAAUUAAAAAGGUUUAACUAAAAAAUGAAGUAAUAGAUAGUAAAGAAUUCCAAGAGUUCUACAGAAACAUUAAAAGCUAAAUGGAAUUGAAAAUGACUCUUUCAAACAUAAUUUACGAGAUAUCAAGGCUGUAUUUAUUAGUGCGUUCAAAUAAGUUAAGAGAAGAGAUAGAGCGGUGUCAUUAAAUUGGUAUUAGUUUUAAUUCAAUUUAUCUAUAAAGUAAUGAAUUAGAAACUAGUUUAAAAUCAACAGCAAGAAAAUCAGAAUGGCUCUAUUUAAACAACUAAGAUGUAAACCUUUUAUCUCUUUCUCGAAGAAAGUAAUAGAGAUUAGACAGUAUUGAUAAUGAAAUACCAAUUGAAGAAAAUGAUUUCUAUGGUCUUAACAAAGUAUAUUCCUGA